Syzygium oleosum is the source of this 1948-nucleotide messenger RNA. Its product is annotated as endo-1,4-beta-xylanase 5-like. Gene Ontology annotation, molecular function: hydrolase activity, hydrolyzing O-glycosyl compounds. The transcript has 7 exons. Lineage: Eukaryota; Viridiplantae; Streptophyta; Magnoliopsida; Myrtales; Myrtaceae. Bases 44 to 1834 code for a protein of 596 amino acids. The record is from RefSeq and is a predicted model, not a curated record. Gene Ontology annotation, biological process: carbohydrate metabolic process.
AGUUUUCGGCACGGAUUGAUGAUUGAUCUGUGCAGGCACUUCUAUGGCUGCUCUUGGUGCAGGACUAGGAGACAUGAAAGCUUUCUCGGGGUUCAACAUGUCACUGCUUCUUUGUCUCGCAUUUGUGCUCUUCUACUCAGGAUCAGGGCAAGUCACACAGGCUGUCUUCAAUGAUGUUUAUUAUGAUGCAUCAGCACCAACACAGUGUUUGGCAGAGCCGGGGAUUACCAUGUAUGGCGGCGGGAUCAUAGUUAACCCGGAGUUUAGCUAUGGCACAUAUGGAUGGACUGUGUUCGGGCAAGGAGAGAUUGAACAACACGUAUCGCGUACCAACAACGGGUUCAUGGUGGCGAGUGAUAGGAAACAUCCGUUGGACAGUUUCUCUCAGAAAGUCCUACUCGAGAAGGGCAAGUUCUAUAUGUUUUCAGCUUGGAUACAAGUCAGUGAAGGAAGCGAGACGGUAUCGGCGGUAUUUGGAACUGGAGAAGGCGAGUUUGUUCCCGGAGGCAGCGUUGUGGCAGAGCACGGUUGCUGGUCUUUGCUGAAAGGUGGCAUCGCUGCAAACUCGUCAGGACUUGUCGAUGUUCUUUUCGAGAGCAAGAACACCUCGAAGGAAAUAUGGGUCGACAAUGUUGCAUUGCAACCGUUCUCGAAGAAGCAAUGGCAGUUUCACCAGGACCAAAGCAUAGAGAAGGUGCGGAAGAGCAAAGUGAGGUUGCAUGUUACUUAUCCAUAUUCAGGAGCCGGAGUUGGCGGAGCCACAGUUCUCAUCAGACAAACCAAACCAGGCUUCGCGUUCGGGGGCGGCAUGAACUCCCACAUUCUCAAAAGCACCGAUUAUCAAAACUGGUUCGCAUCGAGAUUUAGAUUCGCCGCUUUCACCAAUGAAAUGAAGUGGUACAGCACAGAGAAGAAGCAAGGCCAGGAGAACUACACGAUAGCUGACGCGAUGGUGAAGUUCGCGCAGGACAACAAAAUCUCGAUUCGAGGCCACAACGUUUUCUGGGACGACCCGAAGUACCAGUCUGACUGGGUCAAGACCCUUUCGCCCGAGGAGCUGCGGGAAGCAGCAGAGAGGAGGAUCAACUCGGUCGUAUCAAGAUAUGCUGGAGACGUGAUUGCUUGGGAUGUGGUCAAUGAGAACCUGCACUUCAGCUUCCUUGAAGACAAUCUCGGGAAAAAUGCGUCCUCGAUUUAUUUUUCGAAGGCAUACAAGCUCGAUCCGAGCGCGAGAAUGUUCGUGAACGAGUUCAAUACCAUUGAGUUCGGUGGAGACGUUAAGGUGAGCCCCGGAAACUUAAAGAAGAGGCUCGAGGAGAUGCUUUCAUAUCCCGGAAACGAAGAUAUUCCGGCAGGAAUAGGAGUGCAAGGCCAUUUUGGCCCUGGCCAGCCAAAUUUGGCUUAUAUGAGAUCGAGCCUGGACAUUCUUGCAACAACUGGAGCGCCCAUUUGGCUGACAGAAGUAUCUGUGGAACCAGGACUCAACCAGGCUCAGUACUUGGAGGAGGUACUUAGGGAGGCUUAUUCUCAUCCUGCUGUGGAAGGGAUCAUAAUCUUUGCAGGCCCUGCGCCCGCCGGCUUUUAUGCCACCGCUCUCACGGACAUGAGCUUCAACAACACCCCGACCGGAGACGUCGUGGACAAGCUGAUCAAGGAAUGGAAACCUGAAGACUUGAAAGCUCACACAGAUGAGGGAGGUUUCUUUGGCACUUCACUGCUCCAUGGAGAAUAUGAGAUCACAGUAAUCAAUCCGAUCACAAAUUCCUCUUCCACUUCAAGAUUUGAAGUGACCAAAGAUAGCUCAGACAAGAUUUUCCAUCUUCAGAUGGGAUGAAUAGCCUGCCGCAAGCUCCUAUACACCUGAGGAUAGUGUUUGAUCGUUGACUGAUACUUCCAUAGUUCAUAGUAUACAUAUUUUUAAAGGUAGAUAAUUCAUCUUAGGAAUUCA